CGCACCGGCAGCUCGCACCCCGACCUGCGCGUGCGCGCGCACAUGAACGCGCUUUCGGCCUCCUUCAGCGCGAUGGCCGAACAGCUCCAGGCGGCGUCCAAGACGUUCGUCUCCGCCACCCCCGGCGCCUCCGCCGGGCCCUCGCUCGACCCGAGCGCGGUCCUGGCCGCGCUGAACGAGCUCUCCUCGCGGAUCGACAAGGUCGAGCGCGCGCAGACCAUGCUCAACGAGGACUUCGACGACCUCCGCAGCCAGAUGGACCGCCUGAGCACGACGAGCGACAGCCGCGUGCAGAGCAGCGCCGCGUCGGAGAUCCAGGAGGAGCACACGCCGAAACCGUCCGAGAAGCGGACGCCCGGCAUCGCGGAGGAGGACAUGGAGGCCGUGAUGGGCCGCGUUACCACGCAGCUGGAGACGCGUAUCGCGGAGCUCAUCGAGAACUUCAGACUCGACCAAAGCCGUCUCUACGCGCGCCUGCACAACGCGACAUGCACGCAGCAGAAGAUGCAGAUCAAGCCGCUCCCCAUGAAGAACGGUAAAACUCCCGCCAACUUCCCCAACACCAAAGGCGAAUUCGAGCAUCUUACCAGUUGCGAACGCUAUGAGUACAUCCUCAAGAGCUACGACCAGCCCAUCAGGGGCGAUACCGCAGCCAAGCGGGAUGCGUGCAGGGUCUUCCUGGGCCUACCCCCUCCUUAA
Punctularia strigosozonata HHB-11173 SS5 is the source of this 699-nucleotide messenger RNA. RefSeq lists its product as uncharacterized. NCBI's taxonomy places the organism in Eukaryota, Fungi, Basidiomycota, Agaricomycetes, Corticiales, Punctulariaceae. The record is from RefSeq and is a predicted model, not a curated record. Bases 43 to 699 code for a protein of 218 amino acids. The transcript has 3 exons.